AUGGGCAAAUGGAACUUUGACAACAAGGGCUUUGACUACUGGGUAGUCUCCAUUCUUGGCUGCCAAUCGAGCGGCAAGAGCACACUUUUGAAUCUCCUGUUUGGCACCAAGUUCCAAGUCAUGGACUCGCAGCGCGGCCGCUCCCAGACCACAAAGGGCAUCUGGAUGGGAUGUUCAGCCAACACCAUCCGCGGCAGACCCACCGAUACGUUGGUGCUGGACGUUGAAGGCACGGACGGCAGAGAGCGAGGCGAAGAACAAAAGAGCUUUGAGCGCAAGUCCUCUCUCUUUUCGCUCGCCCUGGCGGAAAUCCUCAUCAUCAAUUUGUGGUUCCAAGACAUUGGCCGCUGGGAUGCGGCGAACUACGGCCUUCUCAAGACCGUGUUUGAGCUCAACCUGCAGCUCUUUGGUAAGCACAGUUCCAGUGCCGGAUCGAAGACGCUGCUGCUCUUCGUGAUCCGCGAUCACGUGAGGGCCGUGACCCCUCUGGAGCCUCUCACCCAGGCCGUCGAGGCAGACCUCGAAAAGAUCUGGAGCGGCAUCUCCAAGCCUCCGGAGUUUGCCUCUUCGCGCGUCCACGACUUCUUUGAUAUCAUGUACACGUCUCUGUCGCACAAGAUCCUCGACGCCACAACGUUUGCCGCUGAUGUGGACACACUGAAGGAGAGGUUCACCAACCCCGAGGCCUCUGACUUCAUCUUCAAGGACGCCUACGCCAAGGACGUGCCGGCCGACGGCUGGCCGAUGUAUGCCGAGCGCAUUUGGGAAACCAUCCAAGAGAGCAAGGACCUGGACCUGCCCACGCAAAAGGAAAUGCUGGCCAUGUUCCGUUGCGACGAGCUCAUGGAAACGGCGUACCGCUCCUUCAACACUGCCGUGGAGCCCGUGCGCCAACAGCUCAGCAACCCCGAGGGCUCGUUUGUCCCUGCCUUUGGCGAGCUGGUGCGCCAAGCGGAGGAGGAAGCACUCAGCCAGUACGAAGCGCCCGCAUCGCGCUACCACACCGAGGUCGCUGCACGUAAGGGGGCAGCGCUGAAGGAGAAGAUGUUGGACGCCAGCUAUGCGCUCUUCCUGCAGCAGAUGAGGCGCAUCUACGAGGCCGCAAUCCAGCACGCCGAUACGCUCGCCAAGAAGCUCUCGCCAUCCACCUCUGAUUCCAAGGAAGGAAAAUCGCCCCAGGUCGAGCUGUCAGACCUGCCCACGCGCCUCCACGACCUGAAGGACGACGCCAUCGCCUUCUUUGAGCGGAACGCCCAAGCCUCUCUCGUCCCCGGUGUGUCGUGGAAGUACGACGAAGAGCGCCAGGCACUCCGCGAACAUGUCGAGGAGCUUGUCAAGCGCCUGCGUGAGCAGUAUGUGGACCAUUUGCUGAAGCGCAGACAGCAGAAGCUCCGUAGCGCGAUCAUGAACCAGCUGAACAAGCAGCUCGAUGUAGCGUCGAACGAGAUGUGGCCACGUAUCGCCGACCUUCACGACCACGCCCUCGAGGGUGCCAAGGCUAAAUUGCGCGUCCACCUCACUCGUCUUGGCCUCAGCGAAGAGGAGCUGAACACGAGGGAGGAAGAGCUGAGGGAACGAGCGUUUGCGGUCAUCAAGGACCGGCUCACCGAGAAAAGCCAGCACAUCCAAUACCAGAUGCAGAAAAAGUUCGAUGAGACCUUCCGCCUUGAUCCCGACGGCCUGCCCCGUCGCUGGUCCAAAGCCGACAACAUCGAGGAGACCUUCAAGGAGGCACGCCAGCAGGCCUACGGCGUAUUGGAUGCCUACUCGAUCGUGCGACUGCGUGAGUCGGAUCGUCAUCUGUCCUUCUUUGACAGCUCUUUGGACCCCUCGAGUGUGGACCCGUCCUUGGUGGUGAUAUCGGCGGACCAAUGCAACAUGACCCGCGACACCUUCAAGCGAGAGUCGGAUCCCGCUUUCAUUGAGGCCAAGCGGGAGCAGGAAAGAGAGAUCGCCGUGCGCAUUCCGCCGUUCUUCUGGGCGGUGAUGCUGAUCCUCGGUUUCAACGAGAUCAUGGCCCUCCUCGGGAACCCGCUGCUGCUCUUCCUCUUUGUGGUGCUGGGCCUGAUGGCCUACGCUGCUUGGCUUGCUGGCCUGCUCGACGUGCCCUUGCAGAUUGCUACCGAGCUUUGGUCCGAGCUCACGGGGCGUGCGAAGAGCGCCGCUGUGCAGAGUGUCAUGGGCCGCCUCACGGGCAGCUCGGGCGCCCCCGCGGCCAACAAGGACAAGAAGGACUAA
Molecule: messenger RNA, 2238 nt
Organism: Acanthamoeba castellanii str. Neff
Lineage: Eukaryota; Discosea; Longamoebia; Acanthamoebidae
Product: protein sey1, putative
Exons: 15
Coding region: 1-2238 (745 amino acids)
Biological process (GO): endoplasmic reticulum membrane fusion
Cellular component (GO): endoplasmic reticulum
Molecular function (GO): GTP binding; GTPase activity
Source: RefSeq, a predicted model, not a curated record